CCGUGGAAAGACACGAUGAGCUCACUGAUACGCUGCCGGUUCAGCCAGUGGGGCUGCCUUUCCAUCCACGACAGCAGCGCCGCACUCUCAUCCACGGAGCUCCCGGAGAGGAUGUCGAAACACCGCCAGAAGAACAGCGACAAGAGCGCAGCGCCCCUCCAAGAGGAUGCGCCCAAGAAGCCCCAGAAGAGCACCCCCACCACCAACGGGGGCCCCAGCCCCCAGGGGCCACGCUCCUCAAGCGGCUGCCUCGGACUCCUUGCGACAACGCUGUUCUAUGUUGCGCUGAUUGGCGCCGCUGGGUUUGCAGCUUUUCAUUUACAGCAAGUUGUGGAGGAAUUCCGUCACGCAAACGCAAAACACGAGGAGAGCGCACGGCGCAACGCGGAGAUGAGCGGAAAAAUGGAGAGUGUUGUUCAACAGGUGGACUCUCUAAAGAGCGUUGUGGACGGGCUGGAGUCAUCGCUGGGAAUCACACGGAGGGAGCUGGAAACGGCUGUGAGCCGGAUGAAGAGGGGGGAAGUGGAGACCAGGAGGGUCGAGGAGGCCCUUCAAAAGCUUCAGAACGACCUCCUCAAAGACCUCUCCGAUGGCAUCAAGGAGGUGAAGGAAGCUCGGGAGCUGGAUUUCUCCUCUCUGGAGAAAGCGGUUGAGGAGCGCCUGGCUGAAGUCAGCCAGUCCAUCACAGCCAGCGUGGGGGAGUUCACCGAAUCUCAGGGCGAAGUGCAAACUCAGCUGGCGGAUCUCAGAGCCCGCCUCGGUGGCAUUGAAGACCCGACGCAUAUCAAGCAGGAGUUGUCGGCCAUCGUUGACGUUGUGUCUGAGAUCAAAACGGCCAAUCAGGUGGCUGACGCCACCGCAGAUUCUCUGAGACAGCAGAUAGGAGCGGUGAGGGAGGAGAUCCAGACUCGCAACCGGGAAGUUUCUUCACUCUCUGAGGAGGUUAAGUCAGUCUGGUCUUUGGUGCAAGAGACAACUGGGAGUCUGAAGAAGUCGCUGUCUGCAGCAGAAGCUGAAGUUCAGGCGGUGAAGGAGAAAAGCGAAGCUAUGCAGAGCGGCGUGGAGCAGGUCACUGAUGCUGCUCGCGGCGUGGAGGAGAGGGCGGAUGCAGCGGCGGCUCAGGCUCAGAAAAAACUAGAAGACCUUGAUGUUAGGGUCAAAGCUUCAGAGGAGACCGCUGAUUCACUCUCUGCUUCAUUAUCUGAUGUCAACGUCAAAAUUGAAUCCCUUUUUGCCAAAUAUGACGCCCAUGAGAGCAGCUUUGCUUCCCAGGGGGCUGCAGUGGAGAAGAUCAAAGCGGACCUGAAGCAGGAGCUGGAAAAGGUGAAAAGCAGCUUGGAAGAGCUCCAGUCCAAGAUACCUGCAGGUGGAGACCUGAUGGAGUCAGAUUCUAUGGACUCCAUCUCUCUGCAGGUGGAUGACUUGGAGAAGAGACUAGCUGCUGUGGAGGCGAGCAGCGGGACGAAACCCGAGCAUCUGGAGAGCUCAACGAAGCUGGAAGACCAUGACGAGGCCAUUGCCGCCCUGCAAGAGGUUCUGCAGAAAACAAGCCAAGAACUUGCUGGUUUGUCCGAAAGCAUGGAAGGUGCUGAGAAAAGCAGCGUGGAGGAGCUGCGCUCCAAAGUAGCAGCUCUGAGCGGAGAGCAGAAGCAGUUACAUGCCAAGGACUCUGACCUGGAUGGGCAGGUAGGAGAGCUGAAGGUUCGACUCGCUGCUCUGGAGGAAAGUAGCAGCAGAAUGAACCCUGAGCAGCUGGAGAGCCUGAGAACAAUGGUGGAUGGACUCGAGAGCAAAGCAGCCAAACUUGAAGGCCACGAUGAGGCCAUUUCUGCGCUUGAGGGCGAACUGUAGAAGACCAUACAGACACUUUACGCCUUAGCCAAAGAAAAGAAUGAAGACAAAGAUUUGUAGUUUUGAAAAAUAGCAGUGACAGGGACAACAGCCCAUGCAGAAAUGUUCCUCCUAGUUGGUGUUAUGAAAGGGAGCAGUGCUAGACUGUUGAUCUGUGAAUUUAAAUGCACACUAAUUCUGCACUGUACUUUCUUAUUCGGUUAUUUUCAUUGAGAUUUGGUGCCAGAAGUGUUAAAAAAGAUGCAAAAAAAAUUUGUGAGCACUCCUUUGUUUAUCUGUUACUUUUUCGUAGAAUAAAAAGAAAUCUUGACUAAAA
Oryzias latipes (Japanese medaka) is the source of this 2167-nucleotide messenger RNA. It is a transcript of the gene ckap4, whose product is annotated as cytoskeleton associated protein 4. NCBI's taxonomy places the organism in Eukaryota, Metazoa, Chordata, Actinopteri, Beloniformes, Adrianichthyidae. The record is from RefSeq and is a predicted model, not a curated record.